AUGCCCAUAAAUCUCGCCCUCGCCGGUUCAGGCGUCUUUGCCGAAGCGGCCUACCUCCCCGCUUUGCUCGCGACGACUUCAGCCAUCAAGCUCCACACCAUCUGGUCUCGCUCGUCCUCAUCCACGGACAAGCUCGUCGCUUCCGCCAAGACUCUCGAGCUCUUCAAAGACGCUUCAGAAGUCAAGGUCCUUAAUGGCCAAGACGGCUUCGAUGCUCUUCUCGCUACUCCCGAGGUCGACGCAAUUGCGUUCGUCCUGCCAAUUACGGCCCAGCCGGAUCUGAUCAUCCGGGCGCUGCAGGCGGGCAAGCAUGUCAUGAGUGAGAAGCCGGUGGGCAAGGAUGUGGAGACGGCCAAGGCUUUGAUCGGGAGGUAUGAGAAGGAGUUCAAGCCCAAGGGUCUGAUCUGGCGGGUUGCUGAGAACUACAAUCACGAUCAAAGCAUCCGUGCAGCGAGGGAGAUCAUGCAGAACAACAAGGACAUCGGACCGGUGCUAUACUGGAGCUUGCAGCUUCAUGCGUACUUGGAAGACGGGAGCAAGUAUCAGGCGACCCAGUGGAGGACCAUCCCAGACUACCAGGGAGGCUUCCUGCUUGACGGCGGUGUCCACUUCGCCGCUAUGGUCCGAAAUGUGCUCCCCAAUCCUCCUAACCGGGUCAUCUCCCACACCUCCCUCCACCGCGCCCACAUCCCGCCAACCGACACCAUCGUCGCUAUCGCCCGCUCGGCCGACAACCUCACGGUCCCCGCUCACGGUCCCGAAACUCAGCUCGAAACGCUCAUCACCACCUCGCAGAUGCCCGUCCCCGCCGGCAAGUCCUCUCCGCAGGGUACGGUGCUCAUGUCAUUCGCGGCGCCCGAUCUCGCACCAGAGGAUAGGCUACCCGCUUCUCUGCGCGUGACGUGCCUGAAUGCGGUGGUGCAGGUCAAGGGCUCAUCUGCUGGGUGGGUGGUGGAGGUUUUACCGGGGAAGGGAAGCAAGGUGGAGAGGUUUAGCAAGGAGAGUAAAGGGAACGGAGUGGAGGUGGAGCUGAGGGAGUGGGCGGAGGCUAUUGCGGCUGUCAAAGAGGGAAAGAAGGUCGAGGCGAGGGACGAUGGGGAGCCGAGGUUGGCGUUGUGGGACUUGGCGUUCGUGCAGGCGUUAUUGACGAGCGAGGGGAAGGAGGUGGAUAUUGAGGCUCUUGUGUCGAAUUAA
Messenger RNA from Dioszegia hungarica, 1194 nucleotides. RefSeq lists its product as uncharacterized. The coding region runs from base 1 to 1194 and encodes 397 amino acids. The record is from RefSeq and is a predicted model, not a curated record. The transcript is spliced from 3 exons. Gene Ontology annotation, biological process: NADPH regeneration. Gene Ontology annotation, molecular function: nucleotide binding; oxidoreductase activity. Lineage: Eukaryota; Fungi; Basidiomycota; Tremellomycetes; Tremellales; Bulleribasidiaceae. Gene Ontology annotation, cellular component: cytoplasm.